This is a messenger RNA of Stegostoma tigrinum, 11419 nucleotides long. RefSeq names its product collagen alpha-1(VII) chain. Gene Ontology annotation, molecular function: protein binding; serine-type endopeptidase inhibitor activity. The record is from RefSeq and is a predicted model, not a curated record. The coding region runs from base 222 to 7934 and encodes 2570 amino acids. NCBI's taxonomy places the organism in Eukaryota, Metazoa, Chordata, Chondrichthyes, Orectolobiformes, Stegostomatidae. The transcript has 98 exons.
UCAAAAAACCAAGUCUCUCCCUUGUGACUUGUUGCAAACCAGCAUUUCUUCCUGAGGGAUUUUCAAUUUUUAAUUUAAAAUAUUUUGCAACUUUUUUCGUUCAUGUAGUUUGGAACGGACAUGAAUUGACUUUGAAUUAGGAUUGUUACAAACUCUUAAAUUGAACAGUUAAGGAUUCGCAACAAGGAGCCAAUAUGCCAAGUCUGAAUUAGAUCUUCAACAUGAUGCCAGACCUGAGCAGAGGACUGCAAGCGGCAAUCGUUACUUUAUUGGCCACACUUGUGCACUGUGGAGUUCAAGUCCAGCCAGAAGUGUGUCUUACAGCAGUAGCAGCUGAUAUCAUGUUCACAGUGGAUGAAUCAUGGAGCAUGGAAGAGGGCAACUUCCAAAGUGUAAGAGAAUUCCUCAGUGGCAUCAUAACAUCAUUCAAGAAAGUUCCAGUUGGGAAGGAUGGCAUCAGGUUUGGUGUCACACUUUACAGUGACAAUCCCAGAACAGGAAUUGCUCUUACUGACUAUGGAACAAUUGAGGAGGUUUUGGUUGCCAUCAGAGACCUUCCUUUUCAAGGGGGAAAUACAAAAACAGGAGCAGCUCUUAGCUUUCUGGCACAUUCUGAAUUCAGCUCUACAAUGACAAGCGAAAACACGUCAAAGAUAAUGGUUUUGAUCACGGAUGGAAAGUCUGCCGACUCAGUCGAGGAGCCAGCCACAAGACUCCACGACAGAGGAGUGACUGUGUUUACAGUGGGAAUAAAAAAUGCAGACAAAAAUGAAUUGAAGAUCAUUGCUUCUGAUCCGUUUGAAGAGCACUAUUUAUUUGUGGAGGACUUCCAUCUGCUCAGCACCAUUUUGGCCAAAAUUUCCAGAAGACUUUGUUUCACAGCAUCAGAGCCUCCGAGGCCAGUCAGAUCUACACCGUUGGCAGAAAAAAUCAUUGGCCCCCGGGACUUGGUGAUUAGUGAAUUGAGUUAUAGCUCAAUGAGAUUGUCCUGGACUCCAGCUACUGGAGGCGUGAUGAGCUACAGAGUUGUCAUCAACCCAUAUUCGUCUGCUGCAAGACUGAUACCAGGAGAAGAGAGGCAGAUUGUUAUAGAUGGCAAUGAGCAUACAAUACUUGUGACAAACCUAAAACCCAGCACAGAGUACUCUUUCACCGUGGUUGCUGUGUAUUCUGACAUGAUUGGAGAUCUCGCAACUGUCAAUGGAAAAACAAGUGCCCUGCCACGCGUGAUUAACUUCCGAGUGACUGAGAAAGGAUUAUUUCGUCUGAAGGUGGCCUGGACUCUUCCUUUAGGACCAUUAGUGGGUUACAAGAUCUAUAUACCAAGAAUCAACAGACCUGGGCUGGCCUAUGAACAGAAUAUCAAAGGAGAUGUCUCCUUUCACUUGAUAGACAACCUGGAGGAAGACCAGGUCUACACCAUCAGCAUCUACGCUGUGUAUCCUGAGGGCCCCAGUGAUCCUGUAUCCACCACUGGCAGAACAUUGAAACUCACGGCAGUGAAGAAACUACUUUUGGAGAAUAUUACGACAGAUACCAUACAGGCAAGGUGGCUACCGGUUAAAGGCGCAUCUGGCUACAGACUUACAUGGGGAUCAUCUGAGGGAGACCUGCAGAAUGUCAAUUUAGGUGAAGCCUACCACUUCUACAUGAUCCGAGGUCUGCAGGCUGGUACUGAAUACACUGUUACUAUCAACCCAAUAUUUGGCAAUAUAGAAGGUCCAGUGGUCUCUGGGAAGAUCGUGACUUUGGCAACAAGUUCUGUCCACAUUCUGCGAGCAUCGUCCAUCACUACGAGCGGUGCUGUCAUCACGUGGAAUGCUGUCCAAGGUGCUACAGGAUAUAGAUUAGCAUGGGGGCCCACACCAGAGUUCAUUGGGAGUGACCGACCCCGUCAAGUAGCUCUGAACAGUAGCACAACAUCACAUCAACUCAAAAAUCUGGUUUCCAAUACAGAAUAUGUCUUAUCCCUUUACGUGGUCUUUGGUUCUGUUGUGGGCCCUGGGAUGACAGCAACUGUGAAAACAAGUCCGCUUAGUCAUGUAUCAAACUUUAGAGUAACCACAUACACUAAUACCUCCGUGUCUGUGGUCUGGGGUGCUACUGUCGGAGCAACAGAGUACAAGAUAACAUGGAGUCCGACAUCAGGGAGAGGUGGUACUCAGAGUCAAUAUGUGGAUCGCAGCACAUUGUCUUACCAUAUUGGACAUCUAAACCCUGGAACUCGCUAUAUGAUUAGCAUCAAUGCUGUGUACAGAAAUUCUGAGGGACCUGCUGUGUCCCUCUCUCAAAAGACAGCUUCUCCAGAUUCUGAACAAGUCCAAUCAGUGAAGGAACUAAAGAUCAUCGAAACUGGAUCCAACAGUUUAAAACUCCUGUGGAAAAAGAUGCCUGGCGUCACGGGAUACAGAAUAUCUUGGGCUCUACUGCGAGGAGGUCCUGAGAGGACAAGAGUUCUCCCAGCCGAUGCAACACUUCAUGUAUUAGGUGGAUUGCAAGCGAGUUCUACAUACACUGUCCGAGUCUCGACUAUGGUUGGAAGCAGACAAGGAGUGCCUGUUGUCAUCUCAGCCCAGACACGUUCCAAACAGAAAUCAUCAGUCACAGCAAAACCAGUGGUUGUUUCACCAGUCACCCAGGUGACCAAAACUGCCCCCGCUUUCAUGUCCUGGACAGAUACUCCUCGACGAACCAGCAGCCAAAGCAGGAUAACCUUAGCACCUCCACUGACCACCACAAUCUUCGGGAAGGUCACUGCUACCACCAGCCCCACCACAACCUCUGCUGCUACCAGGAGACUUUCAGCACCUCAGGCCAUGCAGGAUGGACCUGUUUGCGGCAGAGCCAAGGCUGAUAUAGUGUUUUUGGUGGAUGAAUCCUGGAGCAUUGGCCAGAAUAACUUCAAUAAAAUCCGGGAUUUUCUCUUUAGGAUUGUUUCAUACUUUCCAAAGAUUGGACCUGCUGGAACCCAGGUUGCUGUAGCUCAUUACAGUGAUAAUCCCAGGACAGAGUUCAAGCUUAGUCAACACAAGGACAGGAAUUCAGUUUUGAGAGCAAUCAGAACAGUUCAAUAUCGAGGAGGCAACACCAGAACAGCCAGAGGCAUUGGUUAUGUGUUAAAGGAGUUAUUCCAGACAACUGCUGGAAUGCGACAGAAUGUCCCACACAUUCUGGUGUUGCUGACUGAUGGACAGUCACAGGAUGAUGUGGAAUUGCCAGCAAGAGUGGCGUUUGGUCUAGGUAUUAAAGUCAUCUCUGUGGGGAUUGCAAGUGCAAGUAUGGAUGAACUCAGAAGAAUCAUCUACCGUGGCCCCCAAAAUAACAUAUUCUUCACAAAUACGUUUGAUGAUUUACCAUUGAUCGAAAGAGAGCUGGUAGAAAGGAUCUGCAGUGACGCCACAAAGACUGAGUACCCUGUACAAGGUGGAUCUGAAACUAGGUCCUACAUUGAUAAUCAGCAAACAGAAUCUAUAAUAUCCGAAGUGUCCAAGCAUGAAGUUGAAGAUAUCAGAAAACCCGAAGGUCCCUGUACAUCACACUGUUUGAAGGGUCAGAAGGGAGAACGGGGUGAAAUGGGACCUCCUGGAAAGCCGGGUCAACUAGGUUUUACAGGUUUACAAACAAGUGGCGGAUAUGAUUCAUUUGCAUUCGCUGAUAAGGGAGAGAAAGGAGAACGGGGCCUGCCAGGGAAAGACGGAAUACCGGGUCUCCCAGGUCGUCCUGGACGCACUGGCACACCUGGUUCAACUGGACCGAGGGGUCCCCAAGGAAUACGAGGGGAUAGAGGGCUCCCAGGAUUUAAAGGACCUCCAGGUCCUAAAGGUGACAGAGGAGAUCCUGGAUAUAUCCUAGGAGGAACUGAUGUUAUUCCUGGGCAGAGAGGGGAACCUGGGUCCCCAGGUCCGAGUGGUGAGCCAGGAUUUCCAGGGGUGGCAGGUCCACCAGGGCUUCCAGGACAACCGGGGCCUCAGGGGCAACCAGGCCUUUCUAUCAAGGGAGAGCCAGGAGCUUCAGGUACGCGGGGUCCACGUGGGAAACUUGGCCCAAAAGGUGAUAAAGGAGAUACUGGAAUUCCUGGAAUUGCUGGUUUGCCUGGACCAAUUGGACUUGAUGGAGUUCCUGGGACCCCAGGUCCCAAAGGAGAACAGGGAGUUGAUGGGAUUGGCAUCCCAGGAAUACCAGGACAGAAUGGAUUACAGGGAGAGAAGGGAAUGAUUGGACCCCCAGGGAUCCCAGGCUAUAAGGGUAAUCAAGGGGACAAGGGGAGAGAUGGAGAUGUUGGCCAAAAGGGGAAACGAGGAAUCAAAGGAGAUAAAGGGGAAAAGGGACACCGUGGAGAAACUGGGGAACUGGGACCACAGGGAAUUGCUGGACUCCCAGGCCCUAGAGGGUUGAAAGGAAAUACAGGAGAUAGAGGCUUUCCAGGAGACCCAGCUAAAGGGAUAAUAGGACCAACCGGGCAUAAAGGUGCCAGAGGAGAUAUUGGACCACCUGGACCCAUGGGACCCAAAGGUGAACAAGGGAUUCAAGGGAUUGAAGGUGAAAAGGGAAGCCCAGGGUUUGGAAUUCCAGGCCAACGUGGCCUUAAAGGUGAACCAGGUGAAAGGGGUAAUGUUGGUUUGUCAGGCCGCCCAGGUGAAAAGGGUAUGAAAGGACAGAAAGGUGAACCAGGCAAGGGUGAAAUGGGUCCUCCAGGUUACUCAGGGGAGCGAGGAAUAAGGGGACCGUUGGGCUUGCCAGGCCGGCCUGGAGAAAAGGGAAACAAAGGAGAUUCUGGAAACCCUGGAGAGCAAAGAGCAAUUGGUCCAAAGGGACAGAAAGGAGACACAGGAAGACCAGGACUGCCUGGGCAACCUGGAUCGAGUGUGACCUUCAAAAACAAUAGCAUUGUUAUUAAAGGUGAAAAGGGUGAUACAGGACUUCCUGGGGAGUGGGGUCAAAAGGGAGACCGAGGUGAUCCUGGUAUCGCAGGUCCCCCUGGACCACGGGGUCCAGCAGGGCCUCCUGGGCCACCUGAUAACAGAAUGCAAGGUGAUCGGAAAAAUGGAGGUCUGAAGGGGGAGAAGGGUGAGCCUGGAAGGAAAGGUGAAGCUGGGCAAAACGUCUUUUUUGGACAGAAGGGUUACCCUGGAGCUGUUGGACAUCCAGGUCUCCCUGGUGUUCCAGGAAUUCCCGGCAAGAAUGGUAUGAAAGGAGAGAAAGGGGCACCUGGUUUGCCUGGGCCUCCUGGACCAAGAGCCUUCCCAGGAGCUUCCUUGCCUUUUAACAAGGAGACUGGGUUCAAUUAUACAGAUUCAUCAUUCGUUCCCUUGACUGUUGGUCCCCCUGGUAUACAAGGCGAGAAAGGAGAAAGGGGGCUCAAAGGUGAAAAAGGUGAUCCUGGACCACAAGGAAAAGAGAUUGAUAUCAAGGAUUUGGAAAGGCUUUUUGACAUUUAUGGAAUAAAGCUGUCUCUUUUGAAGAAAUUAAUUGAUAGACUCCUUCAAAGUGGCAUGGAGGAGGUUCUCCAGCAGGUCUCAAGCUCCAAGAAAGACAAGACCACAAAGAAAAUCCAGGAUUUAAAACAGGUACAGGGCUCAUCUCUGAAGUAUGACAUAUCUAGCCGGUCUCUGUCAAAAAUAGAAGGAAUGAUAGAAGAACCUGACUCAGAUUCAGCAGGUCCUAGUCAUCUGGACCCAGAUCAUUUAUCACAAAAUGGAAGCCUUUCAACCCCUACAUUAAGGAUGAAGGAAAAGCAAAAGGCAAGGAGACAUAAAAGCAAGCAGACAUCAAUGGCAGAUGGUCCCAGUCCAGAUGAUUUCAAUAUUACCAAUACACAUCUUGCAUCAAAGGUGAAACAAAAUCUCUCAGAAAAUUCAGGGGAGCCUUUAGUCAGGGUGCGAAGAAUGGAUUCAUGGCAGGAGGAACAAAUCCGUCUACCGGGUGCUGCAGGAAUGAGAGAAGUAAAGAGGAGACUGAUGGAUUCUCGUAGCAGAAAGUUGAAAACAGAGAAGCAGAAUAAAUCAGUGAAAGUUGCUGCUCCUACACUGGAAUUAUCACCGCAAAAAGGUCAAAAGGGUGAAAAAGGUGAACCAGGGCAUAAGGGUGAUGCAGGAGAAAUUGGUGAGAAAGGUCAAAAGGGAGAGCCUGGCAUUGGUUUCAGAGGUCCAAUUGGUCAAUCAGGAUCUCCUGGAAAAAAGGGAGAACCUGGGAUACAAGGCCCUCCAGGGGCUCAGGGUAUUCAAGGCAUCCCAGGUAAUACAGGUAUACCAGGAAUCCAAGGUGCAAGAGGUCCUCCAGGAGUGCCAGGACUCCCAGGAGCUAAAGGUGCUCGAGGUAGAAGAGGCAAGAAUGGUUCACCUGGUCCACCUGGAGUUAUGGGGCCACCUGGCAGGCAGGGUCUUCCAGGGAAAGCUGGCAUUAAAGGUUACAAGGGUGACGUUGGACUGGGGGCCCGAGGACCGCGAGGGAGCCAAGGCAUUCCUGGUCGUAGGGGAGUUAAUGGUGCUCCUGGAUCAGUUGGAGGCCCAGGUCUCAUGGGUCUGAAAGGAUUACCUGGUCUGAAAGGAGAAAAGGGAGAUAAUGGGUUACCAGGAAAUAAAGGUGAUAAGGGUGACCCACAAGUCAUUUCUGGACCCCAGGGAUACAAAGGCGACAAGGGGGAACCAGGUGAUAGAGGUCCACCAGGGUUUGAUGGUGACAAAGGAGAGAAAGGAGAAGAUGGACCUCCAGGGCUUAAGGGUCACAAAGGAGAACCAGGUUCCAAAGGAUCAAUGGGGUUAUUUGGGGCUAGAGGUCCUGCAGGACAGAAGGGUGAACCCGGUGAACAUGGCAACAAUGGAAUUGCAGGCAGAACUGGGCUUGAUGGUAAAAGUGGAGCUAAGGGAAUGAAAGGAGACAGAGGCUUGCAAGGAUGGAAAGGUGAACUGGGGGAUAAAGGUGACAAAGGCUUAAAAGGAGACAAGGGCCGUAGUGGUGAGAAGGGGGAUAAAGGUGACAAAGGCUUUAAAGGAGACAACGGUCCGAGAGGUGAGAAGGGAUCACGAGGUCUUCCAGGACAAAGAGGACAGCCAGGGAUUGGAGCUGAAAGGGGUGACAAGGGUGAACCUGGGCGGCCAGGAGAGUUGGGAUUGAACGGUCUUCUGGGACAAAGGGGAGUGCGUGGACUUCCAGGCCUUCCAGGGUCCAAAGGCAUUCCAGGAGAAAAAGGACAAAAGGGUUCUAAGGGUGUACCUGGACUCACUGGUUUUAAAGGGGCCACUGGUUUACCUGGAAAACCUGGAUCCCUUGGACCACAAGGGCCUCAAGGACCUAAAGGUGAACCUGCAGCAAAGGGUGAAACAGGAAAGAGGGGGAGAACACGUCGUGGAAUGAGAGGACCUCCAGGGAUUUCUGGGCUAAAAGGAGAUCAGAAGGGAGAAGUUGGACCAGCUGGUCUGAAGGGUGAGAAAGGAGAGCCUGGACUUUCAGAAGAAGAAGUGAAAGACAUUGUCAGAAAAGAGAUGAAUGACAAAUGUGGAAGAGAUUUCCAUCUGAUUAUUAGAACAGAUAAUUCUGAUGAAGACUGGGGUAAAGGUGAUGAAAGGCAGAAGGGUGCAUUUGACAGAAAAGACUAUGAAGAUGACAGUGAAGAAAUUGAAUUUGAAGAUGAAGUUAGCUUUGCAAAUUUUACACAACUUGAGCAACAUAUGCCAAACACAACAGAUAUGUGGAAUAAUAAAGAUUUAAUGGGCACAUCUUUUAAGAAGAAGUUGCUUCUGGAGAAUCCAUUACCAGUUCCUUGUAGCCAACCAAUGGAUGAAGGUUCCUGUUCACACUAUGAGCUGCUAUGGUAUUAUUCUCCCGAAAGCAAUGAAUGCAGACCAUUUGUGUACAGUGGCUGUGGAGGAAACAGCAAUCGUUUCCCUUCAAAGCAAGGAUGUAUAGAUAGAUGUGUGGAAGGAAAGAAGGAUUGACACCAGGAAGAUAAAUAAUGACAUUCUUCUUAAUGCACCAUGAGCCAAUAAAUAAUUGAUGCUCAUUGAAUGUGCCCCUGCAUUCAUUAAGACAUGGAAUGACAACUUGAAUGAGUUUGGAAGGAAUUAUUUUUACUCAGACUGACAGGUCCCACUAUACAAAGGCCAACAGCUGGGCAAGUACUAAUUGUAAAGACGUCAAUUUAUAAGAGGUUCAGAGAAGUUACUGUGUGAUAUUGACUACCAUUCACCAAUGAUCCACAUAUUUGACAUAUAUCCUGCUUAGAUGUCUCAAAAAUUAAUUAAUUUUGAUAUUUUCUUAAAGUUGAAGAAAACCUAGCAUUUUUCAUUUGCUAUUCAUGAUGAUGUGUGGCUAGUUUUAUUUUCUUCCUAUAUUUUGUUUUGAUAAAGCAAGCAAAAUAAAAGUUGUCAAAAUAUGGGCAAACAUUAAACAAGUAAUAUUGAGAUAUAAAGAUGGUUAACUGAUAAGAAUUCCAAAAAUUUUAUUUUAACAAAUGAAAAAUUGUAAACUGGUUUUCACAACAAUAUCAUACCAACAUAUAUUCUCAUCAUGGCAUUUGAAGGGACAUUUCUUGUUUGUGUAGUAACAUAAUGCUUCACGCUUAAGGUGGACUGAGCUUCACUUGAGCAACAAAGGGGUUUUUAUUUGCCACCUUAAUAGAGCAAAGAAGCAAACAGAAAAUAAGAAUUACAUUUGACCAAAUUUGUUGGUUGUAACAGAUUUUAUUACUGAUGUAAAUCUGCCAGAGUAGCAAAUUUAUUUACUCUGCUUAUCUUUACCCAUGUUGCUAUACUGCUAUGUUACCUCAACCCAUUCUCUUCGGAUUUCUACAUCGCUGUGCACCUGAAUCCCAUCCCCAGGCUUACAAUUAGCCAGGGUACUGGCCCAGUUCUUGAAGAGUGGAAGCCGUCCUAGUGGAAUAGCUCUCUCUUCCUUAAGUACUGAUGACCUGAGAAUCAAAACCCACUCUUCUCAUACCACUCUUAGGGCUCUAAAUUUGAUUCCCUAAUCUGCUUAAUCCAAUACUAAUUGAUGUUUUAUGUUCUUUCAUGUUCUGCAUUUUAAUUUGGAUCCUAAGGACUUGAAGAUGGAGGAUUAUGAGAAUGAGGAUUAAGUACAACAAGGGUCGGCAUGGUGGCUCAGCGGUUAACACUGCUGCCUCACACACCAGGAACCUGAUUCGAUUCCACCCUUUAGUGACUGUCUAUGUGGAAUUUGUACAUUCACCCUGUGUUUGCUAGGGUUUCUUCUGGGUGCUCCGGUUUCCUCCCAUAGACCAAAGAUGUGCAGGCUAGGUGGAUUGGCCAUGCUAAAUUGCCCAUAGUGUUCAGGGAUGUGUAGAUUAGAAGGAUGGGUCAGGGUGGGAUGCUUUGAGGGUUGUUGGGCUGAAGGGCCUGUUUUCACACUGUAUGGAUUCCAUGAUCUUUGAAUACCACGAUUUUCAGUGGUUUCAGUCCAGUCCCUGGCUACAUCCCGAGAUGGCAAUAUUAUCAAACACAUCAGAGAAUGGACAAACAACCAUGCCUGUUCCCUGCCAGCUAACCCCUACCAUCUCUGAUUAUAUGGCAAUUUGUCUUCAAGAAGUGCGUAGGUCAGUAUGAAAUAAUCUGUUUGGAUGAAGUGGCUGUCAUGAUUGUACAGCUGGCAGUCCAUGCAAACUCUGAAUUGGGGAUGACAAACUUGCAUCAGGUCUAUGUGCGUGGGAAUGAAGCAAAUCUAAAAAUGUUAUGCAUCAGUCAGGAUUUCAAGACAUUGCUGGUGGAUGAGUGACGGAGAAUGGUGCACUGAAUUAAUAAUGUGGCAUAUGAUAUUUGCAUAUACAUUCAUGCCUGAUCUUAUGUGUCAGGGCAUCAAAUGUUUGGGGAUCGCUGCAUCUGAUUUUUGAGGAUUGACUUUUGCCAUUGACCACCAUAGUUAUCUCAUCACACUGCCCUGCUAGAGUUUGCCUACAUGAUAUCCUGUGGAUGGAUCACAGUUCUCUUCUUCUUCAUUUUGUCCAGCAAUAUAUCAAUGCAGCACCAGAAAAAUCUUUAACCAUGCUCUAUCUCCUGUUGUGCUCUAAAUCAUUUUCUUUUCCUGCUCAGACAUUCUUCUACUUCUUCCAUCCAGUAUAGAUCACUCCUUCAGGUGGAACAGGUUGGCUUUAAGUAAUACAAACUAGGCUUUGUGUUGUAGCCGUUCACAAAUUUGCCUUCCUCGUGGGCCAUGCACUGAUUCAAUACAACAUUUAGUGCUGGCUACACACAGAAGUUGUGGAAAUUAUCAGGCAGCAAAGAGUUAGGUCAGUUGAUCUUGCAAUGUGAUCCCUGGAUUGAUCUUCAGAAAUGUACAAAAUUUGUUUUGUUUUAUUCACAAAGACCUGUGGGGGAAGAGUACCAAAGUGGUACAAAUUGGAAAGGUCUUUCAAGGAGCUGGUAGUGGUUCAAUGACUAAAUGGCCUUCUUCUGUAUUGUGUAAUUCUUUGAUCACAGUCCUACUUUCAAGCGAUUCUGUGGGAAAAGAUUUAUUUAUGAAUAAAGAACUCUACUGCAAGGUAUGCUUUUCCUACUUUGGUUCUUAAUAAAUAUGGCGUAUAUCAUUAAACUGUAAUAUGCAGUAAGAUGAAAUGUAAUUAUCAAAGUAAUAUCAUUUGUAUGGCACAAUAAGUUACAGGAUAAAUCACCUGAUAUGGCAUCAUGGUUGGAUGUGUGACACAAGUCCUGUAUUUGGUCUUCAGCUGAAAAAUGCUCACCUCAGCAACAUAAAAGAGAUCUGAUUGUGCCUGCAAAACUGUAUCCUAGCUAUACACAAAACUGUCAAUAUAAGUGAGAACCUGGAGAAAAAAUACUCCGAACAUUACAGACUCCAAAAUGUAUUUUCAAAAGGAAGUAGAACAUCUAAUUAAUAUUCAUAGAUCAUUACAGAACAUAAUCAUUGCAGCCAUCUGCAAGCUACGCACAUCAAAAUACUUUUCUCAUUCAUGCUUUCUGUACAUUGUUGCUGUAACCAUUGUGCAAUAAAUUUUGUGAGAAGAAUCACUCAGUUUGGGCUUGCUGCAGUGCAUCACCGAAGCUCAGCACAAGCUAAAAGAAUAGCAUCUCAUUUUCCACAUGGGCACACUGCAGGCUUCGGGACUCAAUAUCAACCAGUAAAAAUUGGAUCCAUUGGAAAUAGAGGGGUCACUUCUGCAUUCCGGCCUUUGCCACCUCUUUUAAAGUUGUAUAACAUUUUCCUAAUUCAGUGAAAGUCUACUCUUGGUUAUCUUUGCUUAAUUUAGUUGCAAGGAUCCAUUUUCUAGUAACCUACAAUAAUAAACUCCAAAAGAUCACGACUAAGAGUAAAGUUCAGGCUAGAGUGCCAUCCAAUUUUCUCUCUCUGCCAUUGAACAUUAUAAUGGAAAACGAGGGUAACUUGAGUUAAAUCCUGCAUACUAUAUAUUUUCCAUAAUUAUAACCCAUAUAUUUUAAGAUUCAGCAUCUUCAUG